Cuscuta epithymum is the source of this 9750-nucleotide messenger RNA. The record is from the annotation of a GenBank genome assembly. NCBI's taxonomy places the organism in Eukaryota, Viridiplantae, Streptophyta, Magnoliopsida, Solanales, Convolvulaceae.
CUUCUUUCCAUAUACACCUUCAUCUGAUCUCCUCGAUCUUUUUAUUUGUAUGCAAAUACAAAUUUGAAAGUGUAUUCUCCAUUUUUGGUUGAUCAUAUUGUCCAACGGAAUGAAAUCCUUUUGGAUGUAUCCAAAAAAAUAUACGGAGCAAUAUCAAUGAAUUAUGAAAAUAUCUAUCUGUACAUCUCUUUUGUACAUUAUUUGUGUACACUCCUAUUUUCCCUGUGUAAAUAGAUAAUUCAUCUAAAAAAGCAGAAAUUACUUGGAACUGUUAUGAAAUGUAUAAAUAUACACUUCUCCUCCCAACCCUAGCCCAUGAGUACUUGAUCAGGCCCAUGUAUGUAGCUAUAUAUACCCCCACUCUCCCCCAUUGUACUUAGUCCUAAUGAUCAUAUUCUAAUACAUUAUCAACACGACUGCUCCUCCCCACAAAAGUAGGAUCGCAAAAUAAUGAUAACCUCCUUCACUCGAUCGAUUUCCAUCGAUUACUUCACAGGGCCCAUCAAUUCGAUUUCCGUUCGACAAGGGGGAUUUCACUCGAUCGCCUUCCUCUUCACUUGUUGCACCAUCAUCGAUCGACCGUUCUUCCCUCAAACCACAUCGAUCGGACUUUUCGCUGCACUCUUUUUUCCUUACCAAGGUUUUGUCCCACAAGGUUUUCCUUGGCAAGGUUUUUAAUGAGGCAGCAUCCCUUAAGCGUAUUUUUAUAUACUCCUUAUGUAUUUUUUUAGUAGUGUAUAUUUAAGGGGGAGUGUUAUGAAAUGUAUAAAUAUACACUUCUCCUCCUAACCCGAGCCCAUGAGUACUUGAUCAGACCCAUGUAUGUAGCUAUAUAUACCCCCACUCUCCCCCAUUGUACUUAUCCCUAAUGAUCAUAUUCUAAUAGGAACAUGUAUACCUUAUUGUUGGAGGUAUUGGUCCUACCAAGGCUUCCCUUCCACUUUAUUUUGGGCUUGCACCCUAUGUUUAGUCCUACUUGCUAUACUCCAGUCCAAUUACCUUGCCUCUGUUUGUCUUGUCCGUUGCCCAUUAUUAUUGAGCUGUGUUGUUUGGCCCUUUGCUAUCUUACCUUUGAACAACCUGUCUGGAGCCCCCUUGUUUGUCAAUAAUACUCGUGAGCAAUAAUAGGCAGUCUGCCUAUUAUAUUAUUGUGCUCCUCCUUUGUGAACCGGCCUGCACAAAAACCUUGAGCAGAGUGUAUCUCCUCCUUUCCUUAGUGUGAGAGUUCCUUUGUGGAGUGUGAGUGAGAGGAAAACAUGGUGAGAUGGAGUGGCCUAUCCUAGUGUGGUGUGUGUGAGUCUAGUUAAAGGGUUGGAGACCUGAGCCGGAAGACGAAUCGAUCCUCAAGUAUCAGAGCCUGGUUGCCGUUCGCCACCGUCGUCCGCCGCCGCCAUCCGCCGUCGCCGUCGCUUGGAGCUCGCCGGAGGUCCAUGAAGGUGACUGGUCGUUCGCACGAGCUCUUCAUCCUUCACCUUGGUCCCUGGUUGUUGAAAUCGAGCCAGCCUACCUUCGUCACCUGGGAGUUGCCGGAACUCGUCGCUGGAGCUCGACGCUCGCCGCAGGAAAGCUCGCCGCCACAGGGGAGUUGCUCGUCGGAGAUUUGUCCUCAGCUGGAGCCGUGGUCGCCGGAGAUAGCUUUCCGCACGCUACCAUCGAACGCCAACCGUCGUCUGCCUGAAACUCGUCGCCGGAAGUCUCUUCUAGCUGGACCCGUUGAACAUUGUUGCUCAUACGACGCAGAGGACUGGGACGAAGCAGAAGACAGACCACAGAGCUAAACCUGGACACCUCUACGUAAAUAGCUGGAUUUGGGGCCGGUUGAAAUCUUGAACGCUGCUACGGUUCAAUUGAUGCACUUGGACGACUGAAGAAGCUCGAAUCUUGGACCUGGACACUGCGGCUGCUGGAGAAAGUGCUGGAACGCAAGAGUUGGAUUUGGAGCCGGUCAAAUCUGGAAGCUUAGAGGCUGGACCUGUUCGCUGAAGCUUAGAGGUUGGACUUGGGCUGUUCCAGGCCAUUGGGCUUCUGAGCUUGUACGCUGGAGCAGGGAUGCUGGCUGGAGCAGGGCAGUAGAAGGAACGCUGGUCUGCUGGGGCUUCAACAAUUUGGGCCGGACUGAUUUUAGGCUUGGACUUGGAGCUGGACCUGGAGCAGUGGAUAGACUCGGUCAACUGCUGGGUCAACUUGGUCAAAGCUCGGUCAACGCUGGUCAAAGUUAGUCAACAGUAAAAAAAAUCCCAAUUUUUAAAAUUGGGUGGGUAAGGUCGAAACGUCUCUCCUAGGGUUUCGCUCCGGUAUAUUGACCGUUAUCCCUUUUAUCGCUUUUGUAGUAAUUUAAUCUUUUAUUGUGUAGAAAUCUGUUUUAGGUUAAUUACUGCUUUUAAAAUUGUUUGAAUUGUUGUAUUGUGUUUGUGCUGAAAAUUUAUUAUUUAUUUGUGCUUAUACGGAAGAACAAAAGGUUUGAAGUUGAGUUUGGUGCUCAUUAAUACUCCCCGCGUGUUCGUGCUAGUUGCUCCGUAUAGUUGUAGCCUUAUAAAUAUUUAAAUUGUUUUCAGCGAUAUUUACAUUUUCUUUUGUUGCUUAUUUUUCUCUGUGAAAAUGUCUGCUUAUAAUCAGUAUGGUAUGACUCCAUUUAAUGAAAAAUCUGAUUUUAGCAUUUGGAAGCAAAAAAUUAAAUGUAUUUUAAUACAACAAAAAUGUUUUAAAGCAAUUGGCGAAACCUAUUUAAUUUCUGACAUAGAAGAGAAAAGGGCUGAAAUGAAUGAAAAUGCAUGUUCUGUGAUUUAUUUGAACUUAUCUGACUCUGUGAUUAGAAAAGUUGGAAUUUUAGAGAGUGCUAAAAUUCUGUGGGAUAAAUUGAAUGAACUGUAUAUUGAGACCCUCUUUGCUUCACCGGAUAUUUUUACUUGAAAAGUUCUUCAAAUUUAGACUAGAUAUGUCUAUAGAUAUUGAAGAAAAUCUAGAUGUUUUUACCAAACUUAUUUCGGAUAUUAAGUUGUGUGGUGAUAAGCAUAUAGAUGAUUAUUCCUCUAUUGCUCUUUUAAAUGCUAUUCCUGAUUCCUUUGGUGAUGUGAAAUCUGCUAUUAAGUAUGGUAGAGAUAAUGUGACUCUUGACAUUGUGGUAAAUGGUCUUAAGAGUAAGGAAUUAGAUUUAAAACAGAUGGGUGAGGGUAGAAAAUCCGAGGAAGUUAUGCACGUGAGGGGUAGAGAAAAUAAUAGUAGACGACAUAGAUCUAAGUCUAGGUCUAGUUCGAGGCGUUGCUAUUAUUGUCAUGAAUCUGGUCAUUUCAUAAGAGACUGUCCUAAAUCAAAGAAAAAUGAGCAUAGCGAGCAUGCAAAUUUGACUACGUGUGAAGAUGAUUUAGGUGAUGUUUUUAUGAUAAAAAAAUCUAUGUGAUUAUGACUAUUUGAGUUCCGUGAUAUCUGAUUCUUUGGGUAAAUCAGAUUGGGUGGUAGAUUCUGGUUGUACUUUUCAUAUGUCCCCGUAGAAAAAUGUUUUUUCAAACUAUAGAGAGAUUGAGCAUGGCUUUGUGUCUUUAGCAAAUGAGAAGAAAUGCAAUGUGCUAGGAAUAGGAGAUGUGUGCCUUAGGUUUUCUUCUGGUUAUGUGCUUACUUUGAAGAAUGUUAGGCAUGUUCCUGAGCUAUACUGUAAUUUGCUAUCUUGUGCUUCUCUUGAAAAUGUGGGUUUGAAGGGAAAAUGGGGAAAGGAAAUCAUUGAAGUUGUGAAGGGUUGCUUAGUUGUUUUCAAAGCUGAGAUGAAAAACAACUUGUAUGUUUGUCAUGCUGAACCCCUACUUGAUUCUGUGAAUUGUGUGCAACCCUAUGUGCUAGGAAAACAGUCUAGAGUUGGUUUUCCUGAUCUGCCUAAGUGUACUGAUGUGCUUGAUUGUAUUCAUGCUGACUUGUGGGGUCCUUAUAGUGUUUCCACUCAUGGUGGGAAAAAUUAUUUUCUGACGUUGAUUGAUGAUUUUUCAAAGAAAGUGUGAGUUUUGUUGAUUGAGAAUAAAUCUGAAGUUUUUGAUAAGUUUAAAAACUGGAAAACCCUUGUUGAAAAACAAACCGGUAAGAAAAUAAAUUUUUUAAGGACCACUGUCGGUUUUGAUUUCUGUGAUGAUCAGUUUGGUGAUUUAUGUGAUACUUGGGGUAUUUCUAUGCAUAAAUCUGUUCCCUCCACACCCCAACCGGAUGGGGUUGCUGAGAGGAUGGUUAGAACUUUAUUAGAGAGGGUGAGGGCUAUGUUAGCUUCAUCUGGGCUCUCUAAUAAGUUCUGGGGGGAAGCUAUUUGUUAUGCUGUUGAUUUGGUUAAUAUGUCCCCGUCUGUUCCCUUAGGAGGGAAAUGCCCUGAAUCUGUGUUCACGGGCAAACCACUUGACUUGCCAAAUUUGAGAGUGUUUGGUUGUGCUGUUUAUGUGAAUCGUGUGAAUGAUAAAUCUGAACCUAGGACUAAGGAAUAUGUUUUCUUAGGAUAUCAUGAAUGCAUGAAAGGUUAUAGGCUUUGGUGUAGGAGUGAAACUUGCUUCAAUGUGUUGAUGAGUAGAAAUGUCAUUUUUGUUGAAAGUGAAUUUCCUUGCCUGCUUGUUUCUCCUGAUGUUGCUCCGAAUGAGGUAGAGCAUUUGUCUGUUGAAGUUCAUUCCGAUUUACUUAUUGAAACCAAACCCAAAUUUGUGAAUGAAAAUGAUUUUCAUGUUGAAAAUAAAGAAAAUAAUAUUUCUAUUAAGGUGGAGCAUGAUAUGAAUGUUGUGUGCAAUAUGCUUGAGUUGCGUGAUUGCCAUGUUAUUAGAGAUAGAGACAUUAGGAAGCAUGUGAUAAAUAAUAUGUGCAAUGUGUUUGACUAUAUUUCCUCUGAGUCUGCUUUAAAUGUGCUUAAUUCUCUUUUAAUUAAAAUCUUUGUGAUAUUUGGUAUGCUAUUUUCUUUGUGUUUUGAAAAUGUGAUACCAAGUGAUUAUGUGAGCUCUACCUGUGCUAGUUAUAGAAAUAAUAUUGUUUCUUUUAUUUUCUGUGUACUUGCUUUGUGUGGUUGUUGGAUUAGUUGGAAUCCCCAACUUCUCCCGGAUGCUUGCUUGUGUGGUCUAUUAACAUGUGUUGUGCUUGUUAAUAGUUUUGUGAUGGUUUUGGUUCUGAACUCGAGGACGAGUUGGUAGAGUUCAGUCCAUCGUGAAUUGGGUUUGCAUGGUAAGCUUGGUCCGAAAGGGAACUUUGGUUCUCAUCUAUUACUUGUAUGAUCGCAAUGAUGUACUUGUAAUGGUCCGGCGAUGAUGAGUCUCCUCACAACUUUGUAUUGCUACUCUACAACACCUAGGACCAAUAAGGUAGAGAAUGUUGGAGGUAUUGGUCCUACCAGGACUUCCCUUCCACUUUAUUUUGGGCUUGCACCCUAUGUUUAGUCCUACUUGUUAUACUCCAGUCCAAUUACCUUGCCUCUGUUUGUCUUGUCCGCUGCCCAUUAUUAUUGAGCUGUGUUGUUUGGCCCUUUGCUAUCUUACCUUUGAACAACUUGUCUGGAGCCCCCUUGUUUGUCAAUAAUACUCGUGAGCAAUAAUAGGCAGUCUGCCUAUUAUAUUAUUGUGCUCCUCCUUUGUGAACCGUAGCCUGCACAAAAACCUUGAGCAGAGUGUAUCUCCUCCUUUCCUUAGUGUGAGAGUUCCUUUGUGGAGUGUGAGUGAGAGGAAAACAUGGUGAGAUGGAGUGGCCUAUCCUAGUGUGGUGUGUGUGAGUCUAGUUAAAGGGUUGAAGACCUGAACCGGAAGACGAAUCGAUCCUCAACACUUAUAUUUUACGAGUACCUGUUUUAUCUUUACUCUUAUUUUAUUCUUAAUUACAUUUACUUGCUCAAUUGAAAUUCAAUGCAUUUUUCAACAAUAAGUUAAAUGAACCUUUCAGAAAAAAUUAAAUGAAUUAUCUCCCACCUAUCACAACAAUUAACAUCAGCCCUCAAUGGCCACCGCAGGUUGCCUGUCGCAGCUGGUAAUCACAGGUUGUCCGUCAUUGCCAGCCAGUCAGCCACCCCGGCCCGUCAGAAAUUCAGAAUUAUGAUGAUAUUAUGGGCUAGUUCGCUUUUAUGAUAACAGUAUUUAAUUAGUUGACUACACAAUUGACAAAAAUCCAUAGUUGAGACUUUGAGAGACCAAAAAUAAAAAAUACGGAGUAUUAUCUUAACGGUUAUGGAACAAAAGGUUGAGUACUAGUAAAACGUCAUCUUUAUUUUAGUAUUUACUCCAUUAUAAUAGAAUUUUGUUUACUACGGAGGAGUUCAGAACAUUUAUUCCUAAACAUAAAAAAUUCUUGUGAAGUAGAAAAUUGAAAAACAAAAUAGAAAGAAAACAUGAGGAAGAAAAACAAAAGUCUACUUCAAUAUUAAGGGGGUCCUCAAUCCGGAAGUUUGGUGAGUUUAGAAUUUCGUACAAAUCAAAGGUUCCAUUGAAAAAGACAAAGUGCUACAAAAUACCGUAAGAAACAUUUCCAUCGUAAGAGUUUUUAACCAACUACAAUUUGACUUCGUGUGUUAAGUGUUAACAAUCCAUUCACUAAAUAUAUAAGGGGGUACUCGUUAUUUACCAUUGCUCAAUUGGACCGAAUUGAACUAGACAUACUACGAAAAAUAGAAAGUUCAUCCGUUCUUUAAUUCUUGCAAUAUUGAGAUUUUUACACUAUUAACAGACCUUACUUUGACCAUGAUUUUCUACUAAUAUACAUAAUCAAAUAAUUACGUACAAAAUGUUAUUGAAUUCCUAUCAAUGUGAAUAUCCAAAAUAUCAACUUUUUAUAAUGCUUACUAAUACAUAAUUAAAUAUAAUUAGUCAAAGUUGUGUGUUAGCAAAUGUAAGAGUAAAACCGUUGUAAGAAUUAAAGAACGGAGGAUAGUAUUAUUGAUGAUAUGUCAUAUGUGCAAUGAUUUGUAUUUGAAUUUAUGUGUUGUUCAUACGACAAAUCAAUCCAAAACUCAUUAGUCAUUACACUUGCUCAUAUCAUUACUUGUUUAUCAAUUAUGGUUACGUGGUUCGCCUGAUCUAUUUUCAAGUUUUUGGUUAGAUCGGUUCAGUUGUGAACGAUCAUGUUAUUCAUAGCUGACUUUGAUCUUUGACGGUAUUAAUAUAAGUCUUCGGUUUCAUUCUAAAAGGUCAGCUUUAUACCAAAAGUAGUCUAAAGUUAUAUAUAUUUAGUUUGUAUUUUCAUGUGUUCGGUGUGAUAUACGGAGUAGUUUUAUAUACUCCCGCAAAAUGGUGGCUCAUUGGUGCAGACUAAUCUUAAGUCUGUGUGCUAAUAGGUCGACUUCUUGAAGGUCGAGCCAGCACCCACACACUCCAUCGACUUCUCCUUGGUCAACGUCAGCCCCCCGCAGGUCGACCUCCGAAGGUCGAUUUUUCCUUUUUGGUCGACUUCGUGAAGGUCGGCACCAUAACCUUGGUCCAUUCACUACAAAAAAAUUCGGUUGUAGUCACGGAUUUAGUCACGGACCCUAGUUUAAAAAAUCAGUGACUAACUCUUUUAGUCACGGAUUUUGUCCAUGACUAAAUCCGUGACUGUUUGAAUUACACCUACGUUUAACAAAUUUUAACUAAUCUAUUCCGUUAAUUAAUUAACAACCUUUUCCUAAUUUUCGAAUUAACUAAUAUUUAAAUUUAACUAAUUUAGCUAAUUAAUUUAAGUUAAUGCGUCACUACGACUAAACCUACGUUUAACUAACUAAUUUUCACUAAAUUAAAUGAAGUUCACAUAAUUCACAAUAUUAAUUUAUCACACUUAUUAAGUAAUUUCUCAAUAAUUAACCCUAACUUAAAUCAUUAUAAAUCCUAAAUUAGGCAUUAACAAUAAUUGCUAAUAAACAAAUCCUAUAAUUAUAUUUAAGCAUAUAUAAACUCAUUUGAAUUAAAUAAUACUUACAUUUAACUAAUAUCAUCUAUAAUUUAUUUUAAUUUACGUAAUUUGAAUUAAAUACAACUUAAUUCAUUAUGUUUGAAUUACACCUAUGUUUAACUAAUUUUAACUAAUUUAUUUCGUUAAUUAAUUAACAACAUUUUUUAACAACAUACAUUUAACCUAUGUUUGAAUUACACCUACGUUUAACUAAUGUUAUUUAAUAUAUUUCGUUAAUUAAUUAAAAACAUUUUUUAAAUGCAUUUAAUUUACAUUUAACUAAUAUUAACAAAAAUUUAACUAAUUUAGCUAAUUAAUUUAACUUAACGCGUCACUACAAUUAAACCUACGUUUAACUAACCAAAUUUCACAAAAUUAAAUGAAAUUUACAUAAUUAAUAAUCUCUCUAGCUAAUUUAACUUGUUACUACAGUUAAUAUGAACCAAAUAAUUUACACAAAAAAACGUAAUUCAAAUUACAUACCUUAUUUGCAUAAACAGAGAAAAUGAUAGAAGAUGGCUAGAUUACAUCCUUCAAUGUGUUGUUUUUCUGUUGUUUUUCUAAACAGUUUGUGUGUUUAUGUGGAUGAACCAGCAGCUUCAUAUAUGGAAAAAAUAGUCACGGAUGUAGUCACGGAUGUGUCCGUGACUACGUUCGUCCGUACAGAUUACCAGUCCGAAUUAACUUUUGGGCGUUGGAAAAUUUAUUUUUUGGGCCUAGUCACGGAUCUACCGUGACUAAUUUAAAAUUCAAAAAAAAUCCCGCCGGAGGCAAACGUAGGUUGGCCGGAAUAAAGUAGUCACGGAUAUAAUCGUGACUAUUUUUAGUCACGGACGUAGUCACGGUCAUAUCCGUGACUAUUUUUUUUGAAAGUCCGUGACUAGUCCGUGACUACGACCGUGACAAACUAGUCACGGAUCAAAUCCGUGACUACUGUCCGUGACUACACGCGUGUUUUUUUGUAGUGUAACCCCUUCUUACUCAACAUUCUGUUAGCCAACUCAGCUGUAUUGGCAUGUUAAUCGAAUGAGUGUACUCAAUUAAUACUAAAAAUCCGAGUUUGUGUACUUAAAAAGAUCAAAUGCAAUAUAGUGUACUCUUCGCUCCACCUCAUACAAGUUGGUGUACUCAAUUGACAUUUUCCUCUUUUCCAAACAAAUUAUGCCCACUUGUUCUAUUGUUGUUAUCCGUUUUAUCAUAUAUCGAACUACAAAAAGUGAAUGUUGCAUAUAUUUAGCACCCGGGAUCGAUCUAAUUUAAUAAUUAAUGGUUCGUGAAUAUUUAGGAUGUUUUUACUUGGAUUGUAAUUUGUUGGUCUGGUCUAGUCUGAUCUGGUCUGGCCUGUGACGGAUUACAGUCCAAAUAAAAACAUCCUUAGCCGAAUUGAUUAUCCUUUUCCUUUUAUUGUGUUCUUGUAGAGUUGUAGACAGGGGCGGAGCCAGAGGGUCAGGGUGGUCAGCCGACCCCGUUGAAAGUUCAAGAAUGUAGAGCUCUGAAAUACCUUCGAUUUGAUAUAUUAUGGGUCAUAUAACUCAUUACGAGUAAAAAGUUAUGACUUCUGAAAAAAUCAGCACCAUCUUAACUUGAAAUAAACAAAAUUUGAUGUGUGACAUUGAAUAUAUUCUUAAAUUUAAAAAUAAAAUACCAUAUUCAGUCAUUAGUUGUGUGAACAUUAUGAUACAUCACAUAUAUAUCAAUACAUUAACUGAAAAAGACUCAUUAAAAUACAAUUUAUUUUAGCUACAUAUGAAACAUUUAAUUCAAGUAUUGCAUAAUAACUAUCCAUCAUUUUGAUACUGUGUAUAAUUAAACUCCGACCCUGUCGUUGUAGACUUAGCUUGUAGUUUUGAAAUCAAUGGAAUAAAUCAAUCUAAUACUUUACUAGACGGAAUUGAA